AUGGAUGCUGCAGCAUUGGUGAAUUAUUCAAGAUCAUGGCGUACAGUGCCAAAACAGAUCAAAUGCCAAAUAACGGAGCCAAAUAUGCACAGGUAACGAGUUCGGUUUCCUUUUAUUUCCUUUCACGUACUUUUGAAAUUUUACGGGCGGAAAUCUGUCAUAGUUAAAAGAAAUAUAGGAUAGAUGGAGACGCGAUACACGGAGAAGUGUGUUGAAAAAAUAUGGUUUAGUAAGGAAAGGCAUAAUUUCAAAGUGAUUUACAUUCCUUUGAACUAAGGGCCUGUUUAUAGAUAACUCCCGCUGGAUUGGUUUUCAAUAUCUCGCCAUAAAUGUUUACUUUGGCAGUUUUUAAAACUUCACUGCGUUCAUACGAGAAAGUGGGCCUGCCAUGUGUCAACUGGGUCGUCCCUGUUGAUGCGGACUAAGUUCCUGUAGCUUGUUGUUGGCGCUCACCUUAUUCUCCACACUAAAAACUUGUCCAACAAUUUCUUCCAUUUUCAUGUAGAGCUUUCAGGCAAUAUAUCGAAGUGGAUCUUACAGUAUCUAAUAGAACUUGCAACCAGGAAGGCAAGAUCAACUACUUGGAACACGUUGUUGUGAUUCUUCACGCCAGAUUUGAUAGGCGUGGUUAUCUAGAAGGCUUUUUAACCUCGCUUAAUUCUUCCUUAUCGUGCUAA
Molecule: messenger RNA, 677 nt
Organism: Porites evermanni
Lineage: Eukaryota; Metazoa; Cnidaria; Anthozoa; Scleractinia; Poritidae
Source: the annotation of a GenBank genome assembly